Molecule: messenger RNA, 1020 nt
Organism: Calliphora vicina (urban bluebottle blowfly)
Lineage: Eukaryota; Metazoa; Arthropoda; Insecta; Diptera; Calliphoridae
Product: S-adenosylmethionine mitochondrial carrier protein homolog
Exons: 4
Coding region: 28-933 (301 amino acids)
Biological process (GO): transmembrane transport
Cellular component (GO): mitochondrial inner membrane
Molecular function (GO): S-adenosyl-L-methionine transmembrane transporter activity
Source: RefSeq, a predicted model, not a curated record
UAAAUUUUAAUUGACAAUUUCAAUAACAUGGAAUCCGAAUUAGUAUCAGGCAUUGUUAACCCUACCGUAGCACCGGUGACCCCAGAUACCCAUACACAUAGUUUUAUCAAUGCAUUAGUGGCUGGUGGAGUUGCUGGCAUGGUAGUGGAUAUAGCUUUAUUUCCUAUAGACACUGUUAAAACACGGCUACAAAGUGAACGUGGCUUUUGGCGUUCUGGUGGUUUUAAAGGCGUUUAUAAAGGUUUAGCACCAGCUGCAGCCGGCAGUGCACCCACAGCAGCCUUAUUUUUCUGUGCCUAUGAGAAUUUCAAAACACUGUUCAGUAAUGUAGCAGGAUGUACGAAAAACUCACCAUAUAUACACAUGAUUUCGGCCUCAAGUGCUGAAGUACUGGCUUGUUUAAUACGAGUUCCCGUAGAAAUAGCCAAACAACGUAGACAAACUCUGGGAAAUAAAUCCCAGCAGGGAGCUUUACAGAUCCUAUGGACUGCUUAUAAAACAGAAGGCCUAAGAAAAGGUGUUUAUCGAGGUUUUGGUUCGACCAUAAUGCGCGAGAUACCAUUUAGCUUCAUACAGUUUCCAUUAUGGGAAUUCUUUAAAUUACAAUGGACCCCUAUGACCGGUCUAGAUUCAACACCCUUAUCAGUGGCAUUAUGUGGAGCAGUUGCUGGUGGCAUUUCAGCUGGCCUAACCACACCUUUAGAUGUGGUCAAGACAAGAAUUAUGUUGGCCGAACAGAAUAGUACUAUACGUAAAUUACCCAUACCAAAAGUAUUGUCUUCUAUAUAUCGCGAACGAGGAGUUAAAGGAUUAUUUGCCGGAUUUGUGCCCAGAGUUAUGUGGAUAACCUUGGGUGGUGCAUUUUUCUUUGGCUUUUAUGAUUUAACAUGCCGGCUUUUGGGUGCUGAGAGCAAUGGAACAACAAAUACGUAGUGUGUUUUUGUUAUAGAUGCUAAAAUAAAUGGAUAAAUAUGUAUAUUAUUAAAUUUUUUCUAAAUAUUACUUUAAAAUUGAAUAUAA